Anopheles moucheti is the source of this 6173-nucleotide messenger RNA. RefSeq names its product mucin-5AC. Gene Ontology annotation, cellular component: ubiquitin ligase complex; cytoplasm. The coding region runs from base 992 to 4510 and encodes 1172 amino acids. The transcript has 8 exons. Gene Ontology annotation, molecular function: ubiquitin protein ligase activity; ubiquitin conjugating enzyme binding; zinc ion binding. Lineage: Eukaryota; Metazoa; Arthropoda; Insecta; Diptera; Culicidae. The record is from RefSeq and is a predicted model, not a curated record. Gene Ontology annotation, biological process: positive regulation of proteasomal ubiquitin-dependent protein catabolic process; ubiquitin-dependent protein catabolic process; protein polyubiquitination.
GUGAAGGGCCGCUUCGUCCAGUCCCAGCUGAGAAAACGGGGAGAAAGGUGCAGUUUUGUGUCCCAUUGGGCCAACCAACAACCAAUGUUGGGUGAUGAUUGAAAGAGUCGCGAGACGAAAAAAGCGAAUCCAGCCGAGAGCUGUCACAAUGUGAACUUUGCAGCAUCCGCGUUUCGUGUGUUUUGCUGUUGUUAUGGUUGUGCUGCUGGUGGGCAUGAGCGGGAAGCAAUCGUGCCGUUGUGUUUUGGAAAUAAAUAGUCUUACCAUAUCAUUUCAGUACGGCAAGCAAAGAAAAUGUUUGUCUGAUUAGUGUGAGCUGUAGGUGGUUCGGUCUGGAGUGCGUGGUUCCGGUGCAAGUGUUGAGAAAAAUUGCAAAUUAAAAAGUUAGAUAGUACAACAAGAAGAAAUAAAUACAAUCACUCUAGCUGUGUUUGCCUGCAGUGGGCGGGCGGGGCCAAGUGGCUUCUGGGUGGCAAAAAAAGGUGCCACAGUGCUGGUAAGGUUGAGUUGAUAAGAAGUGUAAACAUCAUCACGAGCACAGCAACGACGGUACACACUUGUUCGCGAGCUUUUGCUGGGCCCUUUUCGUGUGUGCAUUCUGCAGCGUUGUUGUCCCCCUUUAAAAUCGAGCUGCGAGUAUUUGCAGUGCGCGUGUGUGAGUGUGGGCAGCAUCUGUGAACUUGACCGGAAGCGAUAGCCCGAAUCGAUCUCUCCUCGUCGCUUUGAUGCGGCGAAUGUUAGCGAAUGUUUUGUGCGGACCAGUGUAAGGUGAACGGGAUAAAAGAUCGCCGUACGUCGGGUGGAGGACACAGUUAAUUUAUGCUCGUACAUUUGCCUUAGUUCAAGAUGGCUAAGCCACCGACAGAAGACGCAUUAUUCGUCAUCUCGCUAGAUACUGCGAACACUGAUGAUAGUAAGGAUACCGGAUUGGUCAGCUCCGUAGACACCAUCGUGUCCUUUCUUUUCCCCCUCUGCGACCGUCCGUACAGCGAUGACAUCUACAACUAUCGCAGCCGUUGUUGCACCGUCAGCGCCAACGCUGGUGGCACCCACUACCACAGCACCGUGUCGUUCUUCCGUACCCGUGGUUUCGAUUCGCAGUGUUGAUCUACCGAACACCGCUGGCGACGGUAUAGGAGGCAAUACCAGUGGGGGUCGCUUGAUACGCAGAAAGGAGUUUCUAUCCGAGACAAACCGUACAACAUCGCUGAAAACACUGUCGUGUGAUUUGAGUGAGAUACUGGUGAAAAAUCUAAGCUUGAGACGCAGUGAAACAUCCGAACGGCGCCCGCACGCGGACACACUCGACGUGCUGUCGGCAGCGUCGUCAGGUACGGUGCAGCAACACUCACAGUGCAGCAUCAUCACUGCAGGAAGUGGUGGCACCGACUGUGUUGGUAGUAGUAGUGGUUCCAGCGUUUGCGCGGUUGAUAGUGGCAGCCGUACGCAAGGUACGCUGUGCGAUACGUUCACGUCGGUGAACAAGUUCAUUCGGUUGAAACGCGUUUCGAGUGAUGGUAACAAUCUGAGCCGGCUGUCCGCGGUAGUCACGACGAAUGCCGGCGGUGGUGCGAACUAUACCAAAAUCGUAGACCAGCCUGUGCCGGGCAAACCGCCGCCCGGGUCUUUUAAGCGGGUGGAAAUAAGUGUGUGUGAACGAGCGCCCAGUAAGAAACCAUUUGGCCACAGCGCUCAACCCACCGUGUGUGAAUCUGAGUCCGAUAGUGGUGAAGAAGAAGAAAGUAGCAACGAAUUGUCGAAAGGCGGGGUAGUGCGCAAAAGUGUCAUUGUGAACCAGCUCGAUCAAGUGGACGAGCACUGUCCGCUGCUAGUGGUGGAUGAAGAUGGCCGUGCACCGACCAUAGCACUUCAGAAGAAGAAAACGACCCUGGUAUUUACGAGAAAAAAAGUUCCGGAAGGUACUAGUAGUGCGACAGCGACGAUCGCCCGUAGAUCGAGUGAUCGCGAUUUAACGUCAUCCGCUACCGGUUCUGCGUGCGGUGCAUCCAAAGUGCUUCUUCGUCGCCGUGUGCGAUUAAGUGGGGAUUGGUUGGGGAAAAGUGUAGAAACUAGUGAGAAACGGGAAGUGAAAAGGCGUAGCUUGCAGUGGCCAAUCGGUGUAUCGUCUGCUGCUGGUAGCAGUGAUAACAGAACGGCACAGUUCAGCGACGUGCUCGAGUGUGGACGGCGAAGUAGUGGCACAACGCCAAACAAAUUUCGUCACUCCUGGAACGCACCGGGAUACGACAUUCUCGAAGAAGAAUCUGGCCUAGGAGGAAAGGGUGAACAUUUAGGAAAGGAUUUUGCCUCUAUCAUUCACAACCUGGCUGGGCUAAGGAGUCACCACCUUGCGAAUGGGACACAUGAGUCCGUGUCCCUGCUCGAGCAGCACUCGCCUCAGAUUGUGCCGUCGAGGGCAACACGUCCUACCUCACUCGGGGGCUCCGGCCAGGGGCUCCGACGGGGUCCAACGAGCUGGAUCCAAUCGUCCCCGCUGGUGCCCACGAGUGGGGUAGGUACGGUAGGUAUGGUCAGUGGUGUUGCCGGUGGUGGCAAUGGCGAAAGCAGCCCGCACACCGGUGCACUGAGCGGUGGUCCGGUACCUCGCAAGCGGCGCUUUGAAGCAUUUCUCAAGAAUCUCGUCUGGUGGCCAUCGAAAGAGCCACCACCGGCAGCACCGCCACCACCACCGCCACCACUGCUCAGCUCGCCGGAAAUCAAAAUCAGCAAGAGCCCGUCCGAGCAAAAUCUUGCCGAAAUAACGCGCAGCCGGUUGAACAUCUCAACCACCUCGCUGUCAUCCGUGCAUCAGAAGCUGUGGUCGGUAGUGCCACUGCUGAAGCGAGACGUUAGCUGCAACAGUCUAGCGUCCCCGAAAACGACGCCUCUACUGCUGGAUGGUCAGAUGGCGUCCUCUGGCGAGUGUACCGGUGGUCCUGGAUUGCUCACAAUCGGUGGUCUGAAGGGUACCGGCGGUCCCGGCGGGUUGCGAAAGUGUGAAACCGUGCUGGCACUCACAAACGCAACCUCCCAAACGUUGGAACCGAUACGGCCGCUUAAUCGGCUGCGUAACUGCGCCUCGGUAGCAACCUGUUCCCGUUGUUCUAGUCUUCUUUCACUGGCCGCUGCUGGUUCGCGCUACUCGCUCAACGCCUCCAACGGUGCGUUCGUGCCCGUAUCCUCCGGCGGGUCGCACGAUGAAAACGACCCGCCUGAUGUACCGAAACCGAAAAAAGCUUCACUCGAUGGCGUCUCGAAGCGGAAGUACGUGGGCAAUCUGCUGCGGUUAACGACCACCAGCUGCUCCUCAUCCAGCUCCUCCUCGGGCGCGUCGUCGCCCAGCUCAUCAGCCACACCGUCGUCAUCCUCGUCCGGGGCCUCGUCGCCGAGCCCAAACUCCGCAACCGGUAGUCCGGCCGGGGCAUCUGUCUCGUCCAAAACCGUUAUGUUUGCUCCUAGUCCCACGCAGCAGCUGGUACCGGUAUCACCGAUCAACAGCAGCAGCACGCUGACAACGACAAAGGCCUUAACGCCUACGAUUAAGUUCACCUGCAAACUGUGCCUUGGAGAGUUCAGUGCCGAGAACCUGACACGUAUCACGCAGUGUGCUUGCUCGUUCUGCACCGAGUGCAUGACGGCCUACAUCGAGUUUGAAAUUUCCGAGGGUGCGUACGAAGUGUCCUGUCCGGAUGCCAUGUGUCCCGCCCAGGGUAUCAUAACGAUUGCGGAAAUAACCGCACUGGCAUCAUCGUCCCUGGUGGAGAAGCACCACCGUUAUCGACUGAAUAGAGAGGUAGAACUGGACCGAUUCCGAACCUGGUGCCCAAAAGCGGGCUGUGAAACAAUUUGUCUCGUCGGUGCAACGGAACAGCAGGCAGGCCAGGCAGGCACUAACCAAACCGGCUCCACGGUCUGUACCGAUCGAAUCGUGCCACUGUCACCAUCGUCCUCCAGCAUGCCGUCACCCUGUGCCGUACACUGUCCAACGUGUCGAGAGGAUUUCUGUUCUGGCUGUAAGAAGACGUGGCAUCCAACGAUGUCUUGCGAGGAGAAUUCGCGCCGCCUGGCGGUGGACGGCCAAACGGACGCUUUGGGCAUCCCGUUCGACAAUGAUCUCAUCAAAUGCUGCCCGAUGUGCACCGUCCCGAUCGAGAAGGACGAGGGCUGCGCGCAGAUGAUGUGCAAACGCUGCAAACACGUCUUCUGCUGGUACUGUCUCGCUAGUCUGGACGAUGAUUUCCUUCUCCGCCACUAUGAUAAAGGACCGUGCAAAAACAAACUCGGCCAUUCGCGUGCAUCGGUCGUGUGGCACCGGGCACAGGUGAUUGGAAUAUUUGCCGGGUUCGGCAUACUGCUGCUGGUGGCUUCGCCGCUCCUUCUGCUGGCCGCUCCCUGUAUCGUGUGCUGCAAGUGUCGCAUCUGCAGCGGUGCGGCCAAGCUGGAAGAAACCGAGGUCGACUAUGAUGAUGCGGCCGUCGCCCUUCACAGUACCAGCGGGCUGCAGCGAUAAGUGGGACAUUUAGGAGUGCGGGCUAUAUACGUGUGCUGACGUCGUUUUGCGCUUCCGAACCGAAAGGUUUAAACCGACACACGUACAACAGUAGCUUAGUGGGACGGAUUUGACGGACGUUUGCUUACGGGUUAACAGAUACUAGAACCUCACGUACCUAGUUGAUGUUUUAGUCCAACGACAAUUGCAGACACGAGGACGGGUGGUUUUUAUUUUUCAAAGUUUGAUUUCUGUGUGCACUACAGUAUUGCGGACUUUCCGUUUGGUGUUGUUGUAGACUGCAAAAAACAAAUGGUUUCCGCUGCCCUACCACACAACAAAUAGUGGUAAUAGUGAGUUUCAUUUAGAUUUGCGUUUAGUACACAACGUUGUACAACACAACCCAGUGGAAGUGAUCAUGCUAGUACCGUCUACCGUGUAUCUUCCAAACCUCGCUCGCUAGCAAAUGAAAAGAUUAAUGAAACGAGCAUUCCGAAGGGGAAAAUGGGGGAAAAGCGAAUUGAUCGAGGUGCUUUCAUGUGUUGCGCAUGCCAACGGAAAAGGAAACAAACAACUUAUUCGUUUAUUUUGCUAGCAAAUGGAACUAAUUUCCCAUGAUUUGAUUGCUGGUGUGAAUAGAAUAUAAAUAUAUAUAUACAAAACCUAUAUCUAUAUACAGAAACAACAGCAAACCAGAGAAAGUAAAAACGUAAGCGUAAGCACAAGCAUUCGGCAAGCAUUAAAUGAGUAAUAAAGGAAUUGUGAUAUUUACAAACGUGAUUGUUUUGCAGUUUGCGCAAAAUGCAUUGAUCAUCGGUGAUCAUAUUGGUGUCCGGGUGGUGAAAGCUUGCAUCCCGUCUCUCAAUAUAUUUACUUGGGUGUUCUGUAACACAUGGGUGUUGUAUCGUAUGGCCACCCCGUCUGAAAUCUGGCCGGCAGUGUGUGUGAAGCACAUUCGAAAUGCUUCACAAUGCGCCACCGUUGUACUUAUGCGUUGAACUGCAGACCCAUCUUAUUAUCUGUGUGUUGUGUGACGAAACCGAGUGUAAGUGAAAGAAGAAGGGCGUCAGGGAAAAACAGCGCAUGCAUCGAAACACAAGCUAGUUGUGGAAUGUUGUGGUGUAGGUUAACAACACGCAAAACCCCACAACCAAACUGGAUGCAAAGCAGCAGAAGAAAAACAACAAACCCCCACCCGCUGCAGGGUGUUUAAAAUAAAUAAGAAAAGUCAACCCGUUGUAGUUAAAUUAUUCAAUUGUACCGUAUAUUAGGAACGUAUAUUUUAACGCGUGUAAAGGCAAACCAAUCGUAUAAUGUACAAAAGAACGAGGAAUUGCUUAUCCUUUUCCCUCCCCCCUUUCAGUACUUAUAGGCAGUAGUAGUAGUAGUAGUAGCAGUAAGGGAGAUUUACUAAGUAAAUAAGUAUAAAUGAGAGAAAUAAGAAAACAAAUCUUAACGGUUGCUUUGUAUGUGCAUGUGUUUGUGUGUGGGGAUCGUGGAAUGGACACGUUUGUAAAAAUGAAGUAAACUUAUUCGUGUCCUUCCUUUCAAAGUGCAACCCAGUUAAAAGAAGCUUUACUGUGCUAACCGAACACCAUUGAGACAGUAUCCAAGUGUUGUUCAUUUUAUGUGAAACAUGCUGAAAAAAGUCCAAGGAGAGCGAGACACACACACACACACAUGU